AUGAAGACCCCCAUGCGCCAUGGGGUAACCGUGCUUCUCGUGCUUCUUCUGUGCGCCAGCUUGUUGCUCGUGUACAACGGAGGCUUCAUCACCGUCGCUACCAGGGACGCUAACGACACUCGCACCCGACAGCACGAGCAGCUGCGGCGGCCCACCGAAGCCCCCCCCGCAGCCGCCGCCGUGGCCCUCAAGCCUCACCCCCCCGUGCUGCAGGGAUACAGCGGCAUCAUCGACCAUAAGCCUCUGCAGAUGCACUGCCGGACCUGCGCCCUGGUGACCAGCUCCGGUCACCUCCUGGGAGGCGGGAGGGGUGAAGAGAUCGACCGGGCCGAGUGCGUCAUCCGUAUGAACGACGCCCCCACCGCCCGGGGGUUCGCCCGCGACGUGGGCCGCCGCACCUCCCUGCGUGUCAUCGCUCACUCCAGCAUGCAGAGGGUGCUGCGGAGCCGCCACGAGCUGCUCAACGCCAGCCAGGACACGGUGUUCGUCUUCUGGGGCCCGAGCAGCUACAUGAGGCGGGACGGGAAGGGCCUGGUGUACAACAACCUGCGGCUGAUGAACCAGGUGCUGCCCAAGCUCAAGGUCUACAUCAUCUCCUGGCAGAAGAUGCUGCAGUUUGACGAGCUCUUCAAGAAGGAGACGGGCAAAGACAGGAGGAUCUCCAACUCGUGGCUGAGCACCGGCUGGUUCACGAUGACCAUCGCCCUGGAGCUGUGCGACAGGAUCAACGUGUACGGCAUGGUCGCCCCGGACUUCUGCAGGGAGCCUCAGCACCACUCGGUCCCGUACCACUACUACGAGCCCCGGGGUCCGGACGAGUGCGCCAUGUACAUCUCCCACGAGCGCGGGCGGAGGGGCAGCCACCACCGCUUCAUCACGGAGAAGCGGGUCUUCGCCAGCUGGGCACGGACGUUUGACAUGCACUUCUACCAGCCGGACUGGAGCCCCCCCCCGCUGCCGGCCAACCGGACGCUGCAGGGAGGAGAGGCGGCCACCACGGGGGGGCCGCUGCUGGAGACGUGA
This is a messenger RNA of Limanda limanda (common dab), 1023 nucleotides long. It is a transcript of the gene st6galnac5a, whose product is annotated as ST6 (alpha-N-acetyl-neuraminyl-2,3-beta-galactosyl-1,3)-N-acetylgalactosaminide alpha-2,6-sialyltransferase 5a. The record is from RefSeq and is a predicted model, not a curated record. The transcript is spliced from 5 exons. Bases 1 to 1023 code for a protein of 340 amino acids. Gene Ontology annotation, molecular function: alpha-N-acetylgalactosaminide alpha-2,6-sialyltransferase activity. Lineage: Eukaryota; Metazoa; Chordata; Actinopteri; Pleuronectiformes; Pleuronectidae. Gene Ontology annotation, biological process: ganglioside biosynthetic process; oligosaccharide metabolic process.